CAUAGUGUCGUGCAUUCUCGGUGCAGGCCCAGCUGGUCUGUUUACCUGGGUUUCAUCUGGAAAUGAAGACAUGCUGCACAUUGAAGAUUCUUUUUCUGAAAUCUCUUGUGGAAGUAAAUCUACGGUUGAGGUUCAACAUAUUCGUGAUAAAAGGCUCUGGUUCCUGCAGCAGAACCAGGCUUCAGAUGGUGUUAAACAUGUAAUAGACCAACAACACCAGCACGAGCAACCGACAGAAAAUUCUAAGUGUCAGAAAGAGGUCCCAAAACAAUAUAACUGUAAUAAAGACCCACUUUCUUGUGACUGGGAGCAGUAUUCUGAGCUGCCAGCAUAUGACCAAAGUGUGGAGACUUCAGUGCCUCACCAUCCUGGAACCCUACAAGAGAUGACACACAAACCAUUGCUGCCUAAUAUUUUAGAAGCUGGUGAACUAGAAACAUACAAGGAGCUUAAAAGUUGCCCCCGGUUGUCAGUUCUGUUACACAAUCAAGAUCUUGCAGGAAGUGGUCUGGUAAAGGAUCAGCCUAGCCCAGACCAAGACCAAGGGUACUUUAGCUUGGAAGAUUGGUCAAAUAUUAAUUGUGAGAAUAUUCCAAUCCACCAGUCAUGCACAAUUGUGGCAGACUAUGAACAUCAAAAUCCUUGUGCAAGCACAACAGAGCUAUCCAAUUCUAGUGAUUGUGAUGGGGAUGAUUCUGAUCUCGAAGAACUACCUGUUUUUACCCGUCCUGUAUGUGCCAACCAGCAUAUCAGAUAUAUUUUGGGGACAGUAUCCAGUGAUGAGGAUGAUAAAAGCUCUUGCUCUGACAGUGAACACUCUGUAGCUGCUGAGGAUGAUGAUGAUGGCUUUGACAGUGAAGGGUCAGUGUCUGAAACAGAUUGCGAGGAUCAAGAUGCAGAAGGAGUGGAACUCUGGAAUUCCUUUUACACAAUGGACCCCUAUAACCCUCAAAACUUCACUGCCAUAUUGCAUACAGGUGCUGCAGCAGAGGAAGUAUCCCACCUGGCAGUGGAAAACGAGGACAUCCCAUCUGAUCAGGAGUCAUGGUGUGACAGUGAUGCUCUGUCUGCAAGUGACAGUGAGGAUGAAUAUAGUGCAGAUGAAGAGGAGAAUCUCAAACUUUGGAACGCUUUCAACAACUUUGAUGACCCUUAUAAUCCUUUAUGCUUUAAGGCCUCCGUUCAGUCUUUCGUGAAAAAGAAUCACAACACAGAAACCAUUAGCAAAUACACAGAACUUACCUCUGCAAGCCCCCAGAACAGCACGCUGUCAAGUUUUUGUCACGCUGAUGUCUCCAUGUUUCCGCAGACUGAUAACAAGCAUGUCCAGCAAGUGGACGCUAAUAGUGCCAAUCCUCCGCAGAAAAAGGUGACCUUCAACGAUGAAGUUACUGUAUACAACGUGUGCAGCGAAGAGGACCGGAAAGGCCCCUGGGAGGAAUUUGCCAGGGAUCGAUGCAGAUUCCAGAGGCGCAUACAAGAAACAGAAGCUGUGAUUGGACACUGCUUGACCUCAGAUCACAGACAAAAAAUUUGGGACAGUAUGAGAGAGACAUGGGGUAGUUAGCAGACCGUAAUCAUUAGGCUCCUUGCAGAAGUUUUUUCCCUUCUGCCAUUUUAAAAAUUUUACAUCUCGUUCUGAAAUCUCUGCGUAGAGGGAAGGAGUAAACGUAUAUUCCUCCAGCAGCCAGAAAUGGAAGAAUUGCCCGUUUUACUUCAGGCACUUUAAGUUUACGAACUGUAAUGUCGGUCAUGGCAAUGUUACUACUUUUUCUUUGCUUUCCAAAAUAGCACCUUCUGAUGCUUCACUAUUCUGUACAAAUCUGUCAUGUAAUCUAUGAACCCUGCAUUGCUUCUAAAUUUGAAAGCAUGGCAAUUACAGUUAAAAUUAUACACUGUAUAUCAGGCUACUCUCUGAAUCUAAAACAGAGAAGCCUGAACUGUGUAUUGCUUACCGUGUCUUGAUUUAAAUACGAUUCCUAGGUUUGGGAUGUUAGGUUAGUUUGAUUUUUAAUUAUUUAUGAUAGUAAAUUUAAUAUUUAAGUAGCUAAAAGGCACAUUUUGG
Messenger RNA from Spea bombifrons (plains spadefoot toad), 2065 nucleotides. It is a transcript of the gene PPP1R15B, whose product is annotated as protein phosphatase 1 regulatory subunit 15B. The transcript is spliced from 2 exons. Lineage: Eukaryota; Metazoa; Chordata; Amphibia; Anura; Pelobatidae. Gene Ontology annotation, biological process: response to endoplasmic reticulum stress. Gene Ontology annotation, molecular function: protein phosphatase regulator activity. The record is from RefSeq and is a predicted model, not a curated record. Gene Ontology annotation, cellular component: protein phosphatase type 1 complex; endoplasmic reticulum. The coding region runs from base 71 to 1567 and encodes 498 amino acids.